Messenger RNA from Hibiscus syriacus, 1268 nucleotides. RefSeq names its product mitogen-activated protein kinase homolog MMK1-like. Gene Ontology annotation, cellular component: nucleus; cytoplasm. Lineage: Eukaryota; Viridiplantae; Streptophyta; Magnoliopsida; Malvales; Malvaceae. The transcript has 6 exons. Gene Ontology annotation, biological process: intracellular signal transduction; protein phosphorylation. Gene Ontology annotation, molecular function: ATP binding; MAP kinase activity. Bases 24 to 1205 code for a protein of 393 amino acids. The record is from RefSeq and is a predicted model, not a curated record.
UUCAUUCUUCUCGUCUUGUUCAGAUGACGAUGGAAGGCGGUGGACAACCUCAGCCGGCGGACACCGACAUGCCACACCACCAACAGCAGCAGCAAAUGGCAUUGGGGUUGGAGAAUGUUCCUGCAAUUCUUAGCCACGGCGGAAGGUUCUAUCAAUACAAUAUAUUCGGUAACGUUUUUGAGGUGACUGCUAAAUAUAAACCUCCUAUUAUGCCUAUCGGUAAAGGAGCCUACGGCAUCGUAUGUUCGGCAUUGAAUUCCGAGACGAAUGAACAAGUGGCAUUGAAGAAAAUAGCCAAUGCAUUUGAUAAUAGAAUUGAUGCAAAGAGAACGCUUCGUGAGAUCAAGUUGCUUCGUCACAUGGAUCACGAAAACGUCAGUAAUUGCAUCAAGGAUAUAAUCCCACCACCCAAGAGAGAAUGCUUUAAUGCUGUUUAUAUUGUGUAUGAACUGAUGGACACCGACCUGCAUCAGAUAAUCCGUUCGAAUCAAGCUUUAUCGGAAGAGCAUUGUCAGUACUUCCUCUAUCAAAUCUUACGCGGGCUGAAGUAUAUACAUUCUGCAAAUGUUCUGCACAGGGACUUAAAACCUAGCAACCUUCUCCUCAAUGCAAACUGUGACUUGAAAAUAUGUGAUUUCGGAUUGGCUCGUGUCAACUGCGAAAGUGAUUUUAUGACGGAAUAUGUUGUUACAAGAUGGUAUCGUGCUCCUGAACUGCUGCUAAACUCUUCAGAUUAUACUGCAGCCAUUGAUGUGUGGUCAGUGGGUUGCAUUUUUAUGGAAUUGCUGGAUCGGAGGCCGUUAUUUUCCGGAAGAGAUCAUGUGCAUCAGCUCCGAUUGCUUAUAGAGCUGAUUGGCACCCCAUCAGAGUCUGAGCUGGGGUGUCUGAAUGAAAACGCUAGGAGAUACAUCAAGCAACUUCCUCUUUAUCGCCGACAAUCUUUUACCGAAAAAUUUCCGACCAUCCACCCUUUAGCUAUUGAUCUUGUUGAAAAGAUGUUGACAUUUGAUCCCAGACAACGGAUUACCGUUGAGGAUGCACUUGGUCAUCCCUACCUAAGCUCACUGCAUGACUUAAGUGAUGAGCCGGUCUGCAUGACCCCGUUUAACUUCGAUUUCGAGCAGCAUGCAUUAACCGAGGAACAGAUGAAGGAGCUAAUAUAUCGGGAGGCGCUUGCACUCAACCCGGAAUAUAUGCGACAGUGAUGACUUCAUAUAUGCCAUUUACUCAUUGUGGCUUUGAUCAUUAUUGAAUGAUUGUUUUCUUCC